Rhizophagus irregularis DAOM 181602=DAOM 197198 is the source of this 694-nucleotide messenger RNA. RefSeq lists its product as uncharacterized. The record is from RefSeq and is a predicted model, not a curated record. Lineage: Eukaryota; Fungi; Glomeromycota; Glomeromycetes; Glomerales; Glomeraceae.
AAAGAAAUUGAAGUAAGAGAAGAAUAUUUAGUUAAAGAAAUUGAAGUAAGAGAAGAAUAUUUAGUUAAAGAAAUUGAAGAAAGAGAAUAUUUAAUUAAAGAAAUUGAAGAAAAAGAAGAAUAUUUAAUUGAAGAAAUUGAAGAAAAAGAAGAAUAUUUAAUUAAAGAAAUUGAAGAAAGAGAAGAAUAUUUAAUUAAAGAAAUUGAAGAAGAAAAAGAAUAUUCACUUAAAGAAAUUGAAGAAGAAAAAGAAUAUUCACUUAAAGAAAUUGAAGAAGAGAAUAAUCCAUAUAUUUCCGUAACAUCAUUCGAAUAUCAACAAUCAAAAGAGACAAUUCAAACAAAAUUGAAAUUAGAACAAAGUAAAGGACCAUUUAAUUCAUGUUAUGAAAAAAUUUAUGAUAACAAAGGUUUAAUUAAAAUUGAUAAAGAAAUAUUUAUUUUAAUAAUAAAAUUAUAUGAAUUUUUAGAAAAUAAUAUUUAUAAUAUGUUAAUAACAGAAAUUAUGUUAUUUUUACCGACAAAACUUAAAAAAAUAUUUUAUUAUUUUGAAAAUUUUGAAUUACCUUUUAUUGAAAAUUUUAAUUGGAAUGGACAAUAUUUUUAUGAUAUUAUUGAUAUUAAAGAAAUAAUAAAUCAAUUAGAUAAUGGUUUAGGAAUUAGACAAACAAACUAUGUUAGAAUUAAUUCUUUUG